This is a messenger RNA of Chrysochloris asiatica (Cape golden mole), 2508 nucleotides long. It is a transcript of the gene AXIN2, whose product is annotated as axin 2. The transcript has 10 exons. Gene Ontology annotation, biological process: negative regulation of canonical Wnt signaling pathway. Bases 1 to 2508 code for a protein of 835 amino acids. Lineage: Eukaryota; Metazoa; Chordata; Mammalia; Afrosoricida; Chrysochloridae. The record is from RefSeq and is a predicted model, not a curated record.
AUGAGUAGCGCUGUGUUGGUGACUCGACUCCUGGACCCCAGCAGUAGCUUCAGAGAGGAUGCCCCUCGGCCCCCGGUACCAGGGGAAGAAGGGGAGACCCCACCCUGCCAGGCUGGCCUGGGCAAGGGUCAGGUCACCAAAUCCAUGCCCGUAUCCUCCAACACCCGGAGGAAUGAGGAUGGGCUGGGAGAGCCUGAGGGGCGGGCGUCCCCAGAUUCCCCUCUGACCCGGUGGACCAAGUCUUUGCACUCCUUGUUGGGCGAUCAAGAUGGAACUUAUCUUUUCCGGACUUUCUUGGAGAGAGAGAAAUGUGUGGAUACCUUAGACUUCUGGUUUGCCUGCAAUGGAUUCAGGCAGAUGAACCUGAAGGAUACCAAAACUUUAAGGGUAGCCAAAGCAAUCUACAAAAGGUACAUCGAGAACAACAGCAUUGUUUCCAAGCAGCUGAAACCAGCCACCAAAACCUACAUACGGGAUGGCAUCAAGAAGCAGCAGAUAGACUCCGUUAUGUUUGAUCAGGCGCAGACGGAGAUCCAGUCGGUGAUGGAGGAAAAUGCCUACCAGAUGUUUUUGACUUCUGAUAUAUACCUCGAAUAUGUGAGGAGUGGGGGCGAAAACCCCGCAUACAUGAGCAGUGGAGGACUGGGGAGCCUGAAGGUCUUAUGUGACUACCUCCCCACCUUGAAUGAAGAGGAGGAGUGGACUUGUGCUGACUUCAAAUGCAAACUCUCACCCACUGUGCUUGGUUUGUCCAGCAGAACUCUGAAGGCCACAGUUAACGUGAGGUCCACGGAAGCAGUUGAAAAUGGAUACAGGUCCUUCAAGAGGAAUGACCCUAUUAGUCCGUACCAUGUAGGUUCUGGCUACGUCUUUGCGCCUGCCACCAGCGCGAAUGACAGCGAGAUUUCAAGUGAUGCCCUGACCGAUGAUUCUAUGUCCAUGACAGACAGUAGCGUAGAUGGAAUCCCUCCGUAUCGCGUGGGGAGUAAGAAACGGCUCCAGAGAGAGAUGCAUCGCAGUGUGAAGGCCAAUGGCCAAGUGUCUCUACCUCAUUUCCCGAGAACCCACCGCCUGCCCAAGGAGAUGACCCCUGUGGAUCCUGCCACCUUUGCGGCCGAGCUCAUCUCUCGGCUGGAGAAGCUGAAGGUGGAGAUGGAGAGCCGGCACAGCCUGGAGGAGCGUCUACAGCAGAUCAGAGAGGAUGAAGAGAAGGAGGGGUCUGAGCUGACCUUAAGCCCCGCACAGCACCCCCUCUCCCUCCUGCCCUCUGGUAGCUAUGAGGAGGACCCACAGACAAUUCUUGAUGACCACCUGUCAAGGGUCCUCAAGACUCCCGGCUGCCAGUCACCAGGCAUGGGCCGCUAUAGCCCCCGCUCUCACUCCCCAGACCACCAGCACCACACCCUCCUCCCACCCCGGAGCAAGCUACCCCCGUCGGCAGCCACGCUGGCCAGCUGCCCCCUCCUGGGGGGCAAGGGUUUUGUGGCCAAGCAGACGAUGACGAAGCAUUUCCACCAGCACCACUACGUCCACCACCACGCGGGGCCCAAGACCAAGGAGGAGAUCGAGGCAGAGGCUGCUCAGAGGGUGCACUGCCGGUGCCUCGGGGGCACCGAGUAUUACUGCUACUCCAAGUGCAAGAGCCACCCCAAGGGGCUGGAGCCGAUGCCGGGAGAGCCGUUCGGCGGCAGCAGAGGCAGCUCCUUGCCCAGGCGGAAUGGGAAAGGCGUCCAGCCGGGCCUGGCUCUGCCCACCAGGGAAGGAGGAGGGGCUCCAGGUGGGGCUGGGGUGCCGCAGCUUCCCAGGGAGGAAGGAGACAGGUCGCAGGAGGUCUGGCAGUGGAUGCUGGAGAACGAGCGGCAAAGCAAGCCCAAACCCCAUAGCGCCCAAAGCACAAAAAAGGCCUACUUGGGUGACUCUGUCCGCACAGCUCCCAGCGAGCGAGCCGGCCGUCACCAUCUAUGGGGGACCAGCAGUGGGCACCCCCGUGCUGUCUCUCGGCCCCACCCACUCACCCAGGACCCUGCCAUGCCUCCCCUGGCCCCACCCAACACCCUGGCACAGCUGGAGGAGGCCUGCCGCAGGUUGGCCGAAGUGUCGAAGCCCCCCAAACUGCGGUGCUGUGUAGCUGGUCAGCAAAGGGACAGAAACCACCUGGCCACUGGUCAAGCAGGAGCCACGCCCUUCUCCACUCCAGGCCUGGCGUCUGAAGAUCACAAAGAGCCAAAGCCGCUGGUGGGUGUCCACCCUUUCCCGGCCAGUGAGCUGGUUGUCACCUACUUCUUCUGUGGAGAAGAGAUUCCAUACCGGCGGAUGCUCAGGACUCAGAGCUUGACACUGGGCAACUUCAAAGAGCAGCUCAGCAAAAAAGGGAAUUAUAGGUAUUACUUCAAAAAAGCGAGUGACGAGUUUGCCUGCGGAGCGGUGUUUGAGGAGAUCUGGGAGGAUGACACGGUGCUCCCCAUGUAUGAAGGGAGGAUUCUGGGCAAGGUGGAGAGGGUCAAUUGA